Messenger RNA from Eutrema salsugineum, 876 nucleotides. Its product is annotated as putative F-box protein At3g52320. The record is from RefSeq and is a predicted model, not a curated record. The transcript is spliced from 4 exons. NCBI's taxonomy places the organism in Eukaryota, Viridiplantae, Streptophyta, Magnoliopsida, Brassicales, Brassicaceae. Bases 1 to 876 code for a protein of 291 amino acids.
AUGAGAUCGUCUUCUUUAUGUCUUGCCGUGAAAAAGAUGAAAAAGAAGGAGAAGGAGAUGAUCCUGACCGUGGCCUUACCAGAGAUAUCUGAGGAACUGUUGAUCGAGAUUCUGACAAGACUGCCGUAUGCGUUGCUCGCAUCAUCGACUGAUCUUGAUCACUCGGACACAACCGUCUCUGUAAUCGACCAAGACCUAGCCAUGUCCAAAACGGAAGGCUGCUUUGUGAGCGCUGCUCAUGGCUUGGCGUGUUUCAGAAUUGGGGAAAGUGUGCGAAUUUGUAAUCUCCACACUAGGCAGGUUUUGGAGUUGCCCGUGAUGUUAUUUGAAACCAAAGUGAAUUACAACAUGUGGAACUAUUUUGGACACGAUCCUGUUAAUGAUGAGUACAAAGUGCUUAGCGUAGUUUGGGAUCUCACUAAGGAAAAGAGAGUAGUGAGAUCAGAACAUCAAGUGUUGGUACUUGGAGCUGGAGCUUCAUGGAGAAAGAUUCAAUGCCACAUUCCUCACUGUCCUGGCUCGGGAGGAAUAACAAUUAACGGUGUAUUGUAUUAUGGAGCUACUCUUGAUGCAGACAGAUGCGUGGUUAUGAGUUUUGACUUGAGUUCUGAGGAUUCGAAUAUAGGUUUUUUUGAAAUUUGGGUUCUUGAAGAUGCUAAGAAGAGUCGAUGGUUAGACAAAGAGACUUUUGUUUUCCCUGUUGCUGAGAAUUUCAUCAUUACAAAUCAACAAAGGAUGGGUGGCACUAGUGGUACGAGGAAUGAUUCAACACAAAGCAUUAAGAUCAGACCAUUACGUGGUAGCUUUAUGAGAACCAGUCAGUUGGAGUCAACUUUUUGGGAUGAUAUUGAAAACAUCAUGUAUCUGGAAAUCUAA